Molecule: messenger RNA, 3489 nt
Organism: Strongylocentrotus purpuratus (purple sea urchin)
Lineage: Eukaryota; Metazoa; Echinodermata; Echinoidea; Camarodonta; Strongylocentrotidae
Gene: flcn
Product: folliculin
Exons: 10
Coding region: 125-1801 (558 amino acids)
Biological process (GO): positive regulation of GTPase activity; positive regulation of transforming growth factor beta receptor signaling pathway; positive regulation of TORC1 signaling
Cellular component (GO): cytosol
Molecular function (GO): GTPase activator activity
Source: RefSeq, a predicted model, not a curated record
GACGAGAUGUGCAACGUACUUGUAAAUAGAGCUUGUACACCAAUAUCGACGGUCCUUCUUCGCUUCUGUUCUUAUCAUUUGACACUUCGUUAGUUAAUCCUGUCAAUCACUGUUUUUGUUGAAAAUGAAUGCAGUGAUAGCCCUCUGUCACUUCUGUGAGAUUCACGGCCCUCGAGUCCUCUUCUGCACACAAGCCCACCACGCUGCGGAACCUCAGCAUGUCUUAGACAGCAAGGGAGAGGAGUACCCCUCAACUUUUGGACAUCACUUCCACAAACGCCCUCGUUCAUCCACAAACGAGUCUUUGUCUUCCGUAAGCAGUGAUCUCACAACAUGCUCAUCAGCGUCCUCUACAGAGCACUGUGAGGCAUGUAGAUCUUUCCAGCCAGGUCAGCCAGGGUUCAUCAGUAACGACCAUGAAGCCAAGAUCAGUUACAUCAGCUCACAGAAUCCUGAGCAUCCAGAGUUAUUUACCAUCAUACGGCAAGCGUGCAUCAGGAGUCUCAGCUGUGAGAAUUGCCAGGGUAGGGAAGGACCGAUAUUCUUCGGUGAAGAUUACUACGGCUACACCCUAAGCUACAUGUUCAUCAUCAAAGACACCCAAGCCAGGGGACUUCAGAGGGGAUACAGUAUCAUUGUGGUCAUGAUGGACAAGAUUUACCUGCUCAACUCCUGGCCGUUCCUCGUCAAACACAUGAAGUCGCUCAUCGAUGAACUCAAGUCAAAAUCCAAUAAGGUGUAUGAGCAAGAGCAGACGCAGAGGAACCAGCGUGCAGAGCGUCUCCACAGAGAGUUCCUCUCCCCGGGGGACUUCUACCGGGGCGGGGUCAACAAGCCCUUCAGGGCGCUGGUGGUCUUGACCGGUGAUGCCAAUCUCUUCAAGUACCUUCACAUGAGGUUCUCCUGGAUCUUGAAGGCUGGAGGCAACAGGAUAACAGAGAAGGUCCUGGAGGGACCUCCCUUAGAGGAAGCAGUUGAUCUUGAUGAUGAGGAAGUUACUGAGGAAGGGUUCAUCAAGGUUUCGACCAAGCCAGCUGUACCAUCAUCUCCUGAAAACCCCAGCCAGUCAGAAGGACACCAGUCAGAGGAUGAGCUGGAAGGGGACGAGGGACCGGUCUUCUCCUCACUUCAGCAUCUCAGAGCUGUUCUGGGUAGUCUUAACUUCCAUGAUGUUGCAUACAACGUUCUGAUCGGAAACCAACUCAUCGCCAGGGCUGACUGCAAGAGCACCCUCAAAUCCCUCUUCAAAGUUCUCAAGGUGAUCCUUCCGGCUGGGUGCUGCCGCAUCAUCAGCCACAGUCCCACCUAUCAGGCUUCGUGGAAGUGCAACUUCCUGGGCCUGAGCACCGGCACCGAGCUCCCUGAACACCUGAUCACCUCGGAGGUGUACCUUCUCCUGGACGUGAUCAGUCCAGUCAACCUCAAACAGGACUCCAACAGGGUGGUGUCCAGGACGGCUGGACCCUUCAAGGGACACGGCAUCUCCAUCACCAGCAGCUCAGUCGUUCCCGAUAAAGUGCCUACGAUCCUAUCAAGAAUAGUGACGACACUGAACAACAGUGACCUGACCCCUGAGAUUGUGGUGACUGUCCUCACUACACUCAAGGAGGAAUGGAUGAAUAAAGUCAAGCUGCUAUUCAAGUUCACAAGAGCAGGAUCCCACACUGACGAAGACACGGAGAAGCUACUGAAGAUCCUUCAAGCAAAGGUCGAGGACAAACCCCUCUUAAGAUUCUGGAUCACUGCACUCAGCUCACAGUACAGGUCACAUCUACUCACUUCAAUAAUGGGAACAACGUGAAUGUGGGCAGAUGGGACUGCAGAUUGCGCGGAUGCUUGCCAUAGAAAUGAAAUUGAGUUAUGGUGGAGGGGGAGGGGGAGGAGGGUAGUUGAACUUUAAAAUCCUGAACAAGGUCUAUAAAAAGAAUUUAUAGGCUAGGAAACUUUUUUCUUUAAAAAACAAUUAAUAUCCCAUUAAAUUAUUUUUCUGAAUUACGAAAAACAAUGAGUCUUAAAAUGUAACAACUUUUGGAGGCAAUGUAUUGGUAAGAAAAUAAAAGGGUGGAAUCAACAUGUUUGAAGCGCUAUGAUGAUCUCCUCAUUGUGUGAGAGACAAUGCCAACACUUGAUCAUGUAAACUAUGAUUUAAAACAUAUUGCAUAUUAAUUACAGUAUUAAUUCGCUUAGGCUUCAUAUUCAUUGUAAUCUCUCAUCAAAUGUGAAGAGAGAACCAGCAACAACAUAUUAUUACUCUGCUUCAAUCGUGAUAUUGUAAGUAAAGAGUUUUACAAUUUAUGAUGCCAUUAUUCAGCCAUGGCCCCUUAAUGUCUGGCACAUUUUAAUGUUUAUCUCAAAGUCAGGUUACGAAAUGUCAAUCUUUGUGUCUGGGAAAGCCAAGGUAGAAAUCAGACAGAAAUGGAGAUUUAAUUUUUGAAUACGGGUGAGCAGGCUUAAAUCUGAAGAAAAAAAAGUUAUGUAGCAUCUUGAUUCAAAACUUGUUUGAGAAAGAAUUGAAUUCAUGUACUUACUACCGUACAUACUUCAAUUUUGACUGAAAAGCUAUUAUCCUAUCAAAUUUAAUCCUUCCAAUCUACGGCAAAUGUUCCCCCAAAAGUGGGAUAUGAGCUGUGAAGAUAAACAGCAUUUUCUGCUUUUUUCCCAUUUGUUGCCAUCAAGUGGGCAGUCUUAAUUAUCACUUUUUUUCCCAAUGAUUUCAAGCAAAGGUCCACACAUAACAGUUAAGAUUGAAUCAGGUAGAUUGUGUUCAGCAUUUUUGUUAUUUAUCAUAGUUUACCCUGAACUUUUAUUUUAUAGAUUAAACAGGCCUGCUGGUCGGGUUUGAAAUAUAGAUCUCAAGUUUUGAACUUGAAAAAAAAAAAACACAGAGAAAGCUGUGCAAUAUCUUAAAGAGUACUGUAUAUUAUUUGUAUUUUUGUAAUUAACAAGCCUCAUUACACAGACUAGAGAAUAGACUUGAUGUUUUCUAAGUUAAGUAUAGAGAAAACAUGUAAAAUAUAAAUAGACAGUAAGAUUAUAUAUAAUAAUAAUAAUAAUAGUAGCAUUUAUAAAGGGCUUAAUACUGAUAAGGGGCUCUGGCAUUCAAGGAAUUUCUUACUACCUGGUACCCGCUUACCUCACCUUGGUUUGAGAGUGGCAAAUGCAAAUUAAUAUCUUGCCAAAGGACAUUAGUGUUCCGGUGGGACUCGAACCGUGAACCGUGUCCACUGUGAUCCACAGUCCAGUAACGUAUCAACUAGACCACGACACCUCUUCAUCUCAUGACAGUAAAUUUAUAUGGUUUUUAAUAAAAGAGCCAUUGGUAUGUUUUUGAUAAGAAGUUAAUUUUUCUUUUUUCAAGUUCUCCAUUAUGGCAGAUACAAACGUCUUAAUCAGAUGUGUGACCAUGCAGCUAAUGUGACAGUAUUGUAUGCUACAGAUAUUUGAUUUAAAUGUAUACAUGCUUUAAACAGAAUCAUUUUAUAACAGUCA